AUGAUCAAGUUGAGGUCAAAGAGGUUUGGUAGAAGCAGUUCCAAGCUUAAAGCAGCAUCCUCAGCAGACAAAGAUUGUAGAAAUUUUAGUGAAAUCAAAUGGGAACUUAGGCCUGGUGGCAUGCUUGUUCAAAAAAGGGAAAGCAACCAAAGUGAAGGGGAGGGAAUGAUCACAGUUAGAGUCUCAACUGUGUCACAAUGGCAUGACAUUUCUAUUGAAGCAACUUCAACUUUUGGUGAAUUAAAAAUGAUUCUAUCACUAGUAACAAGUAUGGAGCCAAGAGAGCAGAGGCUUCUCUUCAGAGGUAAAGAGAAAGAUGACAAUGAAUUUCUACACAUGGUUGGGGUUAGAGACAAGGACAAGGUUUUGUUGCUAGAGGAUCCAGCUAUCAAGGAGAAGAAGAAGCUUCUUGGCUUGGCAAGAAACCAACCCAUUAACAAUCCUUGUUGUACAACCAUCAGUGUAUGA
Gastrolobium bilobum is the source of this 468-nucleotide messenger RNA. Its product is annotated as BAG family molecular chaperone regulator 2-like. Bases 1 to 468 code for a protein of 155 amino acids. NCBI's taxonomy places the organism in Eukaryota, Viridiplantae, Streptophyta, Magnoliopsida, Fabales, Fabaceae. The transcript has 2 exons. The record is from RefSeq and is a predicted model, not a curated record. Gene Ontology annotation, molecular function: protein binding.